Molecule: messenger RNA, 378 nt
Organism: Penicillium brasilianum
Lineage: Eukaryota; Fungi; Ascomycota; Eurotiomycetes; Eurotiales; Aspergillaceae
Source: the annotation of a GenBank genome assembly
AUGCACCAUCCAGACAGCCUUUGGCCCGAAGCUGCAGCCGCAGCGGCAGUCGGUGAAUUGAACGAGAGCCUCACGUGGUGCUUCUUUCAAGUGUCGCAGGUGCUUUUUAUUUUUGUCCCUUUCACCUCUUCUUCCCUCAUCAACCGUCAACCAUCAACUUUCAACUCACAUAUCAUCUUCGAAUUUCUCUGCCGCCCCAUUCUACUCGACAAUCAAGUAUUGCAUUGCACUUCCUCCUCGCUAGUCUCGCCUUUCGCCCAGACUCCCCUUGAUUUUGUGCUGCCUGUUGACCUGCAGGCUGAGACCCGCGGGCCUCACUCGGAGAGGCUCCGCUUCGGCUUGGGCUGCCCGACGAUUGCCCUACGACUGGAGCUCUGA